This is a messenger RNA of Oncorhynchus tshawytscha (Chinook salmon), 3378 nucleotides long. RefSeq names its product ETS translocation variant 5. Gene Ontology annotation, cellular component: nucleus. The transcript has 13 exons. Bases 241 to 1866 code for a protein of 541 amino acids. NCBI's taxonomy places the organism in Eukaryota, Metazoa, Chordata, Actinopteri, Salmoniformes, Salmonidae. Gene Ontology annotation, molecular function: DNA-binding transcription factor activity, RNA polymerase II-specific; sequence-specific DNA binding. Gene Ontology annotation, biological process: regulation of transcription by RNA polymerase II; cell differentiation. The record is from RefSeq and is a predicted model, not a curated record.
AACCGAACAUUAACUAUAGGCUCAGUCAAGUUUUGGGAGUCGGACGGACCGCAUAAAUUGAUCACUAAACGGAGACAGACGACGUUAGUGUCUUUUGUGGAUUUUUUUUUUAUUGCUUUCUUUCCAUACUGUAACGGAAUUGAAACACGCACAGUUGAACAGCUAGUACAUAAAGUGACCCUCACGCUAUCGCUUUAAAGCGAAUACCUUUUUCUGGGAACCUUUGGAGACCCAGAUAACAUGGACCGAUUCUACGACCAGCAAGUCCCAUUUAUGGUCCCACCCAAUCAGAAAUCUCAUGUGGAGGAACCAUACAGCAGAACAGUCAUCGACAACAGGAAAAGGAAGUUUGUAGACACAGAACUCGCCCAGGACACGGAAGACCUGUUCCAAGACCUCAGCCAGUUACAGGAGAUUUGGAUUGCAGAAGGUGAGUUAUCUUCCCAGGUACCUGAUGACGAACAGUUUGUCCCAGAUUUCCAGUCUGAUAGCUUGAUGUUUCAUGGCCCCCCACAAACCAAGAUUAAACGGGAACUGAGUCCUUCCAAAGAGCUUUCUCCUUGUAGCCAGGACAGGAAUCUCAUGCCGUACGGAGAGAAGUGCCUUUACAGCUACAGUGCCUAUGAGAGGAAACCCAGUUUGGGCUACAAGCCAUUGACCCCUCCCUCUACACCUGUGUCACUGUGCAGCUCUACCAACACCCCAGGGACACACCCACUCAGUGAGCAGACUCCUCCCCCUCAAAUACCCAAUCAGAACCAGGUGCUUGGGCCACAUCCACUGCAGCACGCGCGGUCUGGCAACCAAGCAGUCGGCUCCGCCCACAGCCAGCAGAGUCCGCUCUCCCUCCACAGCCAGAGCCCGCCCUUCGCAGUGCCCUGCCCACCCUCACACCUCAGUCAGGAUGGCACCUACAGCCCUGAGCACAGGUUCCAGAGGCAGAUGUCGGAGCCGUGUCUCCCCUUCCCUCCCUCUGAGAGCCAGGCUCACCCCCAGUUCCUGGCCCAGCAGCAGGCCCCCAGCCACAGCACCCUGCCCAGGGAUGGGAGGCCCCCCUACCACCGCCAGAUGUCUGAGCCCCUGGUCCCUGGUCUACAUGGCUUCAAGCAAGAGCUGCUGGACCCCCGCUACACCGAGGAGGGUGUCCCCUCCAUGGGCUCUCAGGGUGCCUUCCACCCCAUGGCCAUCAAGCAGGAGCCCCGGGACUUCUGCUUUGACUCUGAAGUGCCUAUCUGUCAGUCUACAUUUGGAAGAGCAGGGACCUUCUACCAAAAUAACCAUGAAAGUUUCUCCUUCAGAGAGCUUCACCUGUACUAUGACGAUACCUGUGUGGUUCCUGACAGACUUGAAGGGAAGGUCAAGCAGGAGCCCUCUGUGUACCGUGACUGCCCUCCAUAUCAGCGUCGCGGCUCUCUGCAGCUCUGGCAGUUCCUGGUCACCCUAUUGGACGACCCGGCCAACGGUCACUUCAUCGCCUGGACAGGCCGGGGCAUGGAGUUCAAACUCAUAGAGCCUGAAGAGGUGGCUCGCCGCUGGGGCAUCCAGAAGAACAGGCCAGCCAUGAACUAUGACAAGCUGAGUCGUUCUCUGCGAUACUACUACGAGAAGGGCAUCAUGCAGAAGGUAAAGGUUGCUGGUGAGAGGUACGUGUACAAGUUUGUGUGUGACCCUGAGGCCCUGUUCUCCAUGGCCUUCCCUGACAACCAAAGGCCCAACCUGAAGGCCGACCCAGACAGUCUGCCCUGCGGUCAGGUGGACGACGAUACCCUACCUCUCACCCACUAUGACAAGAACACCCCUUACCUGGGGGAUUCUGGGGAGCAGUGUGUAGGAGGCCUACCCUUCCCUGACGGCUACGGCUACUGACACGCACUUCCCCUACUACUAAACCCGACCCAGAGAUCAAACGGCUGAGGCUGAGCAAGAAACUAUCAAACCCGAAACCUUCCUCUCCUCUUACCGCUAAAUUACUCCUCCAAUCUUACAGAUUAAUUUAACCCUCCCUCCCCCUGAAAACGACUGUGGAGAAACCUGCACCAACCACCAUCUCUGGCAUCAUCUACUGUACCGGGGGGGGGGGCAUGGAAGUGUGGAAUGGACUCCAGUGGUUCCGCCAACUUAAGGCGAGGUGGUGUUGUUGCAAUGGAGACCAAGAGGACUUGAUGGCGGGCCAGGGGCUGCAUUAUGAUGACAACAUGCCGGAGGACAGUCUGAUCGGUCUCUCUGCGCAGACUGCAAGAAUUGUACCAAUUCUGAUUGACAAUCUGCUUUUUCUAAAAGAGUAUAAUAAGUAUAAGUUAAUUCUGACAAAAUAUAUAAAUGCAGCACUAUUCUAUAGUUGCCUUUUUCGUCCCCCAUAAUUAUAUAUUUUCUGCCACAUAUGAACAAUAAGAUCUGUGUAAGCAAGGACUUUAAUUUGCAAAAAAACUCAACCUACAGACAUAUUUGUUUCUGUAGGCUUAAACGUUAGUGUAGAAAUGUCUUCGUAUGCUGGCUUUUCUACAGUUGGUUAAAGAUCUAGACCUAGUAGUGCUCUAACCCACUGGGACAUUCUAUGGUUUCAGAUUAGAUGGAUGGAUUCCUCCAACCAGAGGCCUGAUUUUUAUCCAGUAAUUAUUUAGUGUUUGUUCUGUUCUGCUGGGUUAACUGUGAGUGCCCUACUAGCGUAAAACUCCAGGCUCUGAGCUGUGGCUACAUCUGAAACGACACUAUUCCAUAUAUAUAUAUAUAUAUAUAUAUAUAGAGCACUACUUUACAAAGCCCACCAGUCUAUGGUCAAAAGAAUUGCAGUAUAAAGGAAAUGGGGUGAAUGUUGGAUGCGGACUCGGGGCGACCAGAUAUUCUCCUUUAUAAUGACACUCCACACCAUUUUUCUUUUCAUAAACUCACUCCUUCUAUUGCCUCAGUUGUAACUGACUGACUAAUUAGCACUCCACCCCUUAAAUAAAAACUAGGCACUGCAGGAAUCCUUUUUCUUUUCCAAAAGGGACACCUCAGUCAAUUUUUCCUAGAGAUUUUGAAUUUAUACAUGCCUAAAGUUAUUAAAGGUGAUAUCUUAUUUUUAUUUUAUUGGGUGCUUGACGUUUCCUCAGCAUUGAGUGUACUAUAUUUCUCAGAUGCACUAGGAUGGCAUUGUUCAGGACUUUGCAUGCGAAGGGGUGAAAUUCUACACCGUUUCCUGGACUCCUUUCUGCCAAUCACAGGUUGUCAACAAGAGACCUCUGCUUCUCUUUGCAUGACGGUGUAUUCAAACAAAUAAACUGUCCACUAACAUAUCGCUUUACUCUACUCUGGACAAAGAAGCAGAUUGUGAAACUUCUCUGCAUUUUGUUCAUGUUUUGUUUCUUAAAUGGGGAAAAAUAAACUUAUAUAAAUAUA